ACGAAUCGAGCUUAUUUAUUGUCAAUGAUUGCAGAUACAAUUGUGUAAUCUGCGAAAUGGAGCCGAUAUACUCCAAAGAGGUCAAUGUCUUUUGCGACGACCUGUAGGCAAGGAAAAUUGAAACAACAUAGGAGGGAAAAUGAUAGCAAGUUCUUCCAUUCACCAACACGCCAUCUGAAGAAUGUAACGGCACGUUUCAUUGUUGGUUCGAUUCAGUCUUGCGCGUGACGCUGGGGACGCGUGUUCACAAUGUCCUCGAAAGAAUAACUCGUGCUCUGACAAAUACGAAUUAUGAGUCAUCAAAAAUGCGCGGCGCAUUGAAAACAAUGACGCAUAGUCAUUAACAUGAUUUGGAUACCCCGUUUACGAAUAAUAAAAAUUUUAUCAAGAGAGAGGUUGACAGAGAGAGAUCACAUGUGAAGAGGAUAUUGUUAGUGACCUUCGCCGAGCCGGCUGUCUCGUUUUUGAGUUGGCCAACGUGUACGUAUCGUAAAACGUGUGUAUUUGUAAGUGGGGACGUGUACGCGCUGGUCGUGCGUGUGAGAACUGAGAAUCUCUCCGGCCGAGCAGUGCUCCGAAACGCGCCUCUCGACAUCACGAUGGUGAGCUGAAGUGACAUACGGGCAAUGGCAAAAAUCGCGAGAGAAUCCGACUCGAUACCCAUGGUUUUCGUAUGCGAGCAUUGCACCAACCAGACAUUCAAGCAAAUCCAAGACUUCGUUAGGCACUUGAGAGAUCAACAUUGUUCUAGAGAAGGUGGAUCCUUCGUGUGUCUCUAUGGCUAUAAUGAGGUGUGCACUAGUCUUCCUGUGGAAGGUGUCUCUGAUAAGGAUUAUAUAGCACACGCCACUAAGCACGCAGUUAUGCAACAGCAACGAAAAAGCAACGGCCAAUUAUCCGAGAGUGGCUCGUCAUGGACCAUCUAUUCGGCUGCGCAAAAUUUACCUGCUGUCCUAAACGAUCCGUUCAAGGGAAAGCAGAGUAAUCUUUUAACUCGUACCUGGGGAGAUGGAUUUGUGGAAAAAGUGGACAUUCCGAAGAGUCCUUACCUUCCUGAGAUCACAAUGCAACAUUUCGAGACAUAUUUAAAAAAAAUUGCAAGGAGAUAUCGAAAACAUUCGCGUAUGAACUCGAGCGCAAAUAGGCCGGCUACUCCGAAUGAAUUACUCCAAAAUUUUCCGAAUCUUAGGAAGGUGAAAUCAUUGGAUCGGCUGCAAUUUGAUUUAGCUAGUAUUCCAAAGAUCUUUUUAAUACCAAAUUUAGAUCUUUCACAAAAAGAUAAUUUUGAUGCUGUGUUCCCGUUUGCGAAAAACGGUCUUUUAACCGAAGAAUGCAAUAUCGUUUUGCAUGUAAAGCAAAUGCAAGAAAAGCUUAGUCACUAUCUGGAUAUUGUGGAAGUCCGGAUAGCGGAGCAAGUCGCGUCGAAAUCUCAAGCCUUUUUUCAUGCAAUGACAUCUCAUGACGUGCUUAUGGAACAGCUCACUCAAACCAUUACGGUUCUGAAAGCCCUCAGGAAGAAUAUUCAUCAAGUCGAUAAGUAUCUAGUCAAGAAUUCUCUGGAAAUUUUACGCCUAGAACGUGCUAGAUCUAACAGAUUAUUGGUACAAGAGAAAUUAAAACUUAUGGCAACCGUGCAUCAAAGCCAACCCAUGAUACAAUUACUGCUAUCCACUCCAGAUUACGUUGCGGCGUUAGACCUUAUUUCCACGACGCAAGAAAUUCUCUUGCAAGAAUUAAACGGAAUACAUAGCUUUAGACAUUUAAGUUCUCAAUUAACUGAAAUGGAGAAACUCGUGGAUAAGAUGCUGUCGACUGAAUUUCAAAGAUACGCGACUGCGGAUCUCAAUAGACCGUUGAGUGGCGAGAAUACCGUUUUAGACGGUGAUAAACUGGUUUCCAUCAUUUCUGGUCUACUACGUCAGAAACAUUUUCAAUUUGUGGAUACGUACAAAGAGGAAGCUGUGACUACUGUAAGAGCCUUGACGAAGCAACGGGUGAUAGAGGCACUGGCAGCGAGCGACUGUUGUAGCGAUCAGCAAGCGGCAGCUCUCGAAGUCGGGGGUCUCUCUUUGACGGAAAGAUUAACUUUGCUCCACAAUACUAUACAAUCUUUCACAUCACUUCUAUUACGAGUUAAGGCAGUUCAUGAUGUGAUGAGAGACACAGCGGACUUGUCAGCCGAACGUUUAUGCGACGGCUCAUUUGAUGAAUCAGUACUUGAUCGAUUACUCACUCAAGAAGAGCAUACACGAGUAAUUAACAAGCUCACUGAUAUGAUUACCUCUGUAUGUGAUUAUUGCCACGAGCGAAUGGGCAAUCUACUUUCGGCGGGAACAAACGAGAAGGAUAAACUUCACAACGACAAGAUUAUCGCUGAUAACUCGCAGAAUAAAUUAGAAGAGAAUAAGGAAUGUCAAACGUGGAAUGAUAAGAGCUCUUGGUUGAGCGAGAAAGCAACGACCGCUCAGGUUUGUCAAUUGGCCAAUAUGGUUGAAGAAUUCACGCACGCUUGCGAGAAACUUUGUGGCAAACAGUGUACUGCAUUACGAUCGGCAUUUAAGGCACAAGCGAGUAAAUUUGUACAACGCUUUCAUAAUGAACGUAAAACUAAAUUAACGCUACUAUUGGAAUCCGAAAGGUGGAAACAAGCUGACGUGCCGUUAGAAUUUCAAUCGCUAGUGGCAUAUGUAUACGAGAACAAAUGCUUUCCGCUUAAAAUAUUUACGCGCGAGGAUGGCGCGAGAAAUGAGAGUAUAGAAAAUUUUAUCAUGGUCGGCGAUGAAAAAUUCGCCGUUGUUGGUACUGCUUUGAUGCUUAUACAGAUGAUACACGAAUACUGCAGGACCGGUAGUGAAUUGGUCGCCUUAUCUGGUACCAUAGGAAGACAAUUAGCCGAAUUAUUAAGACAUUAUAAUUCUCGAUGCUGUCAACUAGUUUUAGGUGCGGGCGCAAUGCACGUCGCAGGCUUAAAAACCAUUACAAGUACGAUACUCGUAUUGGCGGCACGAAGUCUCAAGCUUAUAUUGUGGUUCAUGCCCUUUGUCAAGACGCAUUUCCAAGCACUCACAGAACAAAAUCCUAGUCGAGGAUUUGGCACAUCCGGUAUAAGUGGAGGGGUGGCUUUAUUAGAUAGUGUUGAAAGGGACAUACGCGCGCAUGUACGUGAGAUUGAAGGAAAAAUUCUCACUAUCGUAGACAAUUUGCUGGGCGGACAGAUAUCCAAAUGGACAGCAAGACCUCCAGUGCCAUCCAGAUCUUUCAGAAAUAUUUCUAGUUAUCUAAUAAAACUUCACGAAGCCGUCUCUGGAAUUUUGCCUACUGUCGAAGUACAAUCUCUUUACCGCAAGGUAAAUUCAUCAUUCAAGGAGAAACUUAGGGAGCAACUGGUUAAAAUGAAUGUAGUGAAUAAUGGUGGCCCGCAGCAUGGCGUGGUCACGUCGGAACUCACAUUUUAUCUCGAAGCCUUGAGAAAAUUAAAAGUUCUACCGAGCGAAGAGUUAAACGAUAAUUGGAUGAGUGACAUAUGGACUAGAUAACAUGCAGAGCGCGUGAUAUACUGCAUUAUAGAAGCAAUGAAAUAUUAUAGAAAAAGGUGACUAAUCUCUGUGACACACAUUUGUCUUCCUUGUAUCAUUAGUUAUAUCUGAAAAACAUGAAACAUACGGUAUCGAUGUUCACCGAUUGCCUGACAGAUUUUAUAAAAGAAGUAUUACUUGCAUUGAAUUUAUGAUUCGUAAAAUCGUGAAUACUUCAUUGAUGCUAAAUAUCAUGAUAUAUAUGUGCUGACAAAACACGAUACAGUUUCGUUAGUUUGAUGUAAAGAGAACAACAAACAUAAUGUUUCUAUAAAAUAGGACCUUUAAUAUUAAAAAGUGAAUUUUUCACACACAAAUGAUAUAAUCAUAACUUAUUUCCUAUUAUAAUCCCGACAAUAUAAUUUCUUUUUUAUGAGCAACUUACAUCAUACAUUCAUUGUUUUCAUAUUUAAUAUUAUAAUUUUGUGAUUACAUUGUAUAAUCGUGUCAUACGCCUCUCCCAAAUAUUUUUACCGACCACAGUGUUCAAGAAAUUACUAUAAUAUAUAUAUACACACUAUCGUAGAUAUAUAUAUCCAUAGAAAUUUUAUUUUCUGGAACAAAUAUAUAUGUGGUCGUGGACGAAAAAAAAAAAGGCAGAGAGAAACAGUAUUUAUUUUCAUGCAAUUUAAUAUUAUCCUUUACAGGCAUUUCGAUGUAUUACGAUGUCUAACAAAACGAAGCAUAGCAAUUUGUAAGUUUUUUUGUACGUAUUGUAUUUAGUAUGCCCGCAGCCUAUAUUUCCAAAAUUAGACGUUUUUUUAAAAGAUAUUUUUUCGUAACAAGUAUUUCAACAAUAAUUAAAUUGAAACAAAUUGUAUAGCAUAUAAUGUAUAUAGAAAUCAAAUUAAAAUUUAAAAAAAAGUUUAAAUUAAAUUAAAA
This is a messenger RNA of Formica exsecta, 4457 nucleotides long. RefSeq names its product vacuolar protein sorting-associated protein 54 (gene scat). Gene Ontology annotation, molecular function: syntaxin binding. Gene Ontology annotation, cellular component: GARP complex. Lineage: Eukaryota; Metazoa; Arthropoda; Insecta; Hymenoptera; Formicidae. The record is from RefSeq and is a predicted model, not a curated record. Gene Ontology annotation, biological process: Golgi to vacuole transport; retrograde transport, endosome to Golgi. The transcript has 13 exons. The coding region runs from base 627 to 3536 and encodes 969 amino acids.